UUGCCAAGGAUGCUGCCCAACUGGAUUAUAAUCAUGGUAUGGUAGAGCAGCUCAGAUUCUCUGCAUUGUCUUCCUUUUUACUUUCCUGCUUAGCCCCUCUUCCUCGCCCUCCCCGUGGCAUCUGGAGAAUGAAACCAAAAGGAUCAGGUGGUGACAUUCUUGGUGAUUCUGAGCUACAGCAAUUUUCUUCAAGCUUAAGAAGAAGAAGAAAUUCUUAAGUAUUAAACUUGGAGAUGUGAACAGACCGGUUUUGCUGAAAGCAAGUUACAUAAACUGCAGAACAACAUAAGCAAUUCUACCUCUUUCAUACAAGAGUUAGCAACAAUUUUUAUGAAAUUAUUUCUUUCUGGCAGAGGUUAGCUCCAUCUACAGAUGAGCAGAAUACCCAACAACCCUCUCUUGAAGGAGUCAUCAAGGCUCAAACAUCUGCUACCAAAUAAUCGGAAAAUUUCUGAAGUGGCCCUGUUUCUUGCAUAAAAACUUGACACUUCUUGUUAAAACUGCCAAAGGAAACAUGCCAACUCAACCUCUUUUGGUGUACAUGGAUGGUCCAGAAAGUAUAGCCAGUACUGUUGGUUCACGAAUGGACAAUAAUGAUGCCACUAUGCCAGUAAAAGGAGCCAACACAAUCUCCUAUAAGAACUUGCAAGACAAGUUCUUAAUGCAAGGUGAAGGAUGUGUGUCUUUAGAUUGCAUGUUUUGCGAACAGACCUUCAAGCAUCCAGAAGAUCUUGGUAAGCAUGUCUUAACCCAGCAUAGGCCGACACUUUGUGAACCGGCAGUUUUGCGUGUGGAAGCGGAGUAUGUUAGCCAUCUUGAUAAAGGACAAGGGAGAAUUGAUUUGCCAUCCCUGGACGUAAAUGAAAAGGAUAGCCAAGACUUCAGCUGUGUGGUUUGCGGGCAAACAUUUGAUGAGGCUUUUGAUGUUGAGGCCCACAUGAGGAAGCACAAGGAUUCUUUCACUUAUUGGUGUAGUGUAUGUGGAAGGAGAUUUAAGGAGCCCUGGUUCCUCAAAAAUCACAUGAGGACUCACACUGGCAAACCUGGCUCUCGCAGCAAGGUGCUGCAAGGAUCUGAGAGUCCCAUAACGAUAAAUGAGGUUGUUCAGGACCAAGCGGCAGAAAGCAUAACAUCCCCUUAUAAAAUCUGCAUGGUGUGUGGCUUUCUAUUUCAGAAUAAGGACAGUUUAAUCGAGCACAGCAAAGUACAUACCAAAGAUUCUCUAGCCAACCGCAAUGGCUCUCCAUCGGAAGGGGAUGGUAAAGAAAGUACGACACCCAGGGAAGAAUUUCUGCAAUUUUUAAACCUAAAGCCACUUUCAACUUCUAAUAAUAGCAAACAGAAAAAGCCUGUGAAAUGGAUUGCUGAAUUGGAUCCGUUCAGUACCUAUCAGGCAUGGCAGCUGGCUACUAAAGGUAAAGUUGCUAUUGGCCACGGACAAACAAAAGAUGCAGGUCAAGAGGGAAGCACGGACAACGAUGACUCGUCUUCGGACAAAGAAGAACUUGGGGAGAUUUGGAACGCGAGCAAAGCAAACCAGACUGAAAGUGCAGGAAAGACCAAGGGAAGCAGAGGGGGAAGUUACACUGGGAUUGGUAACAUGCCACAGGACAAAUUUAAAUAUCGUUGCCGCGAAGUGCCUUCCUUGCAUAUGGAUUCUAAGCUGUCCCAGAACAAAGACAAGCCUACCCAUUGUUCAGAGUGUGGCAAAGCCUUUCGAACUUACCACCAACUUGUCCUCCACUCGAGAGUCCAUAAUAAGAAAGAGCGGAAGAAUGAUCUAGAAAACGGUUGUGGGGAAGGGAAGCAGCCGAGAACAUGCCUUCCUGAUCCUGGGAACCUGGAUGAGAACGGAGCCGAACGAUUGGAGGGAGGAUCUGAAGACGGCUCUGAGGAUGGGAUAAUAGAGACUCCAGAUAAAAAUGAAGACGGGUUGGAAAGAUCAAAAGUAAAAAAUCUUGGAGCUACUAGAGAAUGCAGCUACUGUGGAAAGUUUUUUCGUUCAAACUAUUACCUCAAUAUUCAUCUCAGAACUCAUACAGGCGAAAAACCAUACAAAUGUGAAUUUUGUGAUUAUGCAGCAGCGCAGAAAACCUCUUUGCGCUACCAUUUAGAGAGACAUCACAAGGACAAACAUACAGAAGCUUCAGCAGAUCUGAAAAAUGACGGUAAAGAGUUAUUGCCUUCCCAGGAGACAGGGUUCUUGUCAGCAAGCGGUGGCCAUGCUCCAGAAACCAAAAACCUGAAAAGGCUCCUUGAAGACGCCAAAGAUGCCAAAGGAGUAGUCCCACCUGCAAAACAGCAGAAAGAAGAAUUUUACCCUUUUCACGGUGCGCUCAAAAAUAUAACUCAGGACAUGAGCAAAGACUCAAACUGUGAUGGCUUGAAAGAGGGCGCAUCUGUUUCAGGUUUUUUAAAACGUGCAAAAAACACAGUGGAACAUCAGGCAAACCGUCUUGUUAAUAGAACUGAAAAAAAGAAUUCUGAGUUAACAAAAAAUGUGUUUGAUGCUGGCAGAACGAAGGCGGAUUUAAGUGACAUUACCGAAAACUCAAAAUGCAUAUUAACAGUUCAGGAAAAGCCCUUAAAUUUAUCUACCGCCUCUUCUCAGGAUGCUCCAGUAAUUCUUCAUUCUCGGUGUUCCUUAGCAACCAGCACCUGUCCCUUUUGUACUUUCCGGACAUUAUAUCCAGAAGUUCUCAUCAUGCAUCAACGGUUGAUGCAUAAGUCUUCUAAUAACCUCAAUGCAAUGACUAAAAAUAGCAUUAGAAAUAGGGCCGCUCAUAAAGCCAGACGUACAGGCUGCCCACCUUGCCUUUUGGGCAAGGAUGUGCUACCACUGCCUCUUAAUUCUGGGAAAAACAAAUCUUCCUUGCUCGCUCAGUCAAAAUCUCAGCCUGUGGAGAAGGCGAGGCAGUGUCCCACCCCACAGGGCAAAGGGCCCAUUCUCUCAGGACAAAACUCCAGCAGCUGGGCCCCAAGCAACUUGAAAUCAUGCAAACCUCAAAUGAUCGGCAUUCCGAUUAAUAACUGUAGACAGGAAAUGCACCAGAGCCCUGGUCGCUCUUCGGUGCAAGAUAAAGGGAAAUCAAGACUUUUGGCUUCUCAGUUAGGAACAGGCAAUAACAACAUCAACAACUCUUCAGAGAACCCUUUGAACAAAGCUAGUCGAGAAGUAGAGUUUUUCAAUAACAGAUCUACCGGAAAUAGAUAUGUGGGAUUUGAUGGACUGCCUUCUAAAAGAUUUAGGCCUAAUCUCUUUGCUCUGGAACAGAUCGACUCUGCUCGACAUCGGACAGAGAGUGAAACUGCUAGAUUACCUCUUUCAGGCAAAUAUUCAGGUCUGCUCCCUCAGGAAUGUUCACACACCAAGCAUGCCUCUCUCCUGCUUUUCAAACAAGGCCUCAUGAGCUCUGACAGAGAUGCUGUAAAUCCAAUAACUGUUCUAAAACCAUAUGAAACAUACAACCCGGGACCAUUUGCCAGUUCCUGUGGAUCAAGCGGCAGCCACAUCCCCAGCUCUUCAAAAGAAGGAAAAAGACCAGUGUCAUAUCAACACCUAUCUAACACCUUGCUGCAAAAGCGAAGUUAUGAGAGCUUCAUUGGCAAUACCCAUAGCCGCCUGAAUGAUAAGAAAACAUGAUUUGGCUGCUACAGAUGGUAUGGAGACACAGACUUUGAAUCCCCUUACAGUUCAUCUCUUCAGAUUGAUAGAAUGAUGGAAGCUACCAAACUAAGCUGUGAUUUUUACUGUGCACAGAGGAAAAACACUACAGUUGUAUAAUGGAAGAUUUGAUCCUGUUUGGAUGAAGCAAUGUAAACGUUGUUGUCCAAGACAGUGUUGUCUAAGUGUGUGUAUCUUUUCCCAAUCUUGAAUAAUAUUUUUUUCUUAGAAUUACUGUAGACCAAAUAUUCGACUUAAAUAUAUAUAUAUUGCAUAUGUGAGUGCUGCUGAUAUUGUGUGCAGUCCUUGCAUCUCAGGUAAAGCUGUACAUUCUGUUUUCCUCAUUGAAAUACAGAGAGGAUCUUUUUGCCUAAAUAUUUUCAGGUUUUGCUUUUUUCUUUAAAAAAUAAUUGUCAAAAUGGAACCUCUCCAUGUACUGCUUGUGUUCAUUUUAAGCACAAUUAUCACCCGUCAGAUUAUAUCAGGAACAUUUAGCACCAAACAAGACCAUACGUUCUUUGGAGACAUCAUAUUUUUCUCAAAAUGAAUCUUGUUUUAUUUUUCUUUUAACAUCACUUCCAUAAAGGAAUGGAAUUAAUUGAUUGCACUCUUGGGUAGUGUAGGGUAGGGAUCUCCAACUUGGCAACUUUAAGACUUGCGGACUUCAACUCCCAGAAUUCUUCAGAGAUGGAAGUCCGCAAGUUACCAAGGUUGGAGACCCCUGGUAUACGCAUUACAGUUACUCAAACCUUUGACAUAAAGACAUAAUUCCUCUCUUACAACGAACACAGAAUGUUUCUAACUGUAUGCCUUCUGUGUAUUUCAGUUCAUCCCUUUUUCUUUUCUUAAAUGCCAUUUUCACCUCUACACGUUCAUCAUUUUGCAAAAAUGUAUAGAUGUAAAUAGAUUGUGUACAUAUGCCUAAGAGGGAAGGUAAGAUUCCUCUCAAAUACCAAUGUCAAUUAUACCAACUCUCUCAUAUAUAUAUAUAUAUUUAUGGAUAUAGCAACUCUUGCAUAUUUACUUGACAAACUGAAGGUUCAAUCUGCCUCCCUCACGUGGCUUCAUAAAUGGAAGAUUCCCACAGAUUGCCGUGCUUUCAUUCUCUCUUGUCCCCAUCUCAAAGAUUGUUUGCUUUGGGUCAGGAUAAAUUUUUAGAUACAUUGAUACACAGGAGUUGCCUUGAAUUGGAGGCUUGUGGACCCUUAAAGAAAUUUGGCAGCCACACUUCUCCAUAUAAACUACAUGUACGAUUUGUGUCCCAUUUGAAAAAUUGGGGCAUAUCCCCAGCAUUGUUCGCCAAAAUCAAAACUGUGUGUAUAAGGGGUCUUGUGAGGUAAUUUUUGUCUAUCCACACUUUGUAAGUAGUUCAGCCCAAAGUUGAGUGAUGAAUUUAAUGGGGAAAGGUGGUUUGUUGUUUUUGUUUUGUUUUUUUAAAUCCUAGAGGGGUUUUGUUUUUGUUUUUUUGUUUCCAACUGCACAGGACUGAAAAUUGAAUAGGAGAAUAGUUUGCUGGCUAAAAAAAAUGAAUUGUACAAUGUUGGAGCUGGAUGUUCCAAGCAUUUUGUAAAAGCCUUUAUAACAACAGCUUAAAUGUUAUUUUCUGUUUGACAUACCCGUGUUUCCAGAACAAAAAUGGUUUCAAAAAUACUUUUUUGCACUGUUGAAUGUGUUUCCUAUCAGAUGUAAAUAUGCAGAAGCUAGGUAGACAUUCUUGGAAAUUUUCUUCACACCCAGCAAGCAACUUGGGAAGCGUUUUAAUUUUCUGACUUCCUGUGUGUGAAAAAAAUGCAUCUCUGUAAAACUGGCAAUGGAAUGAAGUGCUGUGUAUCAGGAAAUUGUACAAAAUUUACCCUUUUCCUGUUCAUAAGCUGAGCCAUAUGUACAUAAAAUCUAGAUUUGUUUUCCUAGUUUUGCACUUUUAUAGCCUAUUUUUGAAGAUGAAUACAUUUGGAAGAUGGCUGAUCUAUUUUUGCCUGAACCUUCAAUGAGUCUUGUCUCUUUUUUCCCCCUGUUUUUAAGUAAUGGAGCUUAAUGAAAUAAUAAUUUAAAAAAGACCAGGACUGUAUUUAAUUACAGGUUUUAAAAGCAUCUCUUGCUUUUUGUUGGUGCAGCCUUUUGGAAGCUUAUAGGCACCCUUCAAAACUGGAGACAAAAUUAAGAACAGAGGCCUUAGUUUCUAGUCAGGGUUCCCAGUCCCAUUUUCCUUUUAAGCACGGGAAUUACUGCAGCACAAGCUUUUUCCUGUCCUACUCUAUGAAAGGCCCUGGCUGGCUCUUGUUCUAGUCCAGGGGUCUCCAACCUUGGCAACUUUAAGACUUAUGGACUUCAACUUGAGUUGAAGUCCAAAAGUCUUAAAGCUGCCAAGGUUGGAGACCCUUGUUCUAGUCUACAUCAGAGAUAGAUCAGGUUGCAGGAGGGAGUAAUAGUACUUCUCUUCACACUUCCUAUGUUAUAUUUGCAGCAACUUCUGCAUAUUUUGUGGACUUCAACUCUUCACAUACGCAGCAGGUUCUCAGUGGUCUGGUCAUUCUUUGAGAUGAUCUAUACAUCUGGAGGAUGUCCAGAUAGAGGAAAGCUGCUGAUGGGAUAUUGCAAAAGAGUCCUUAAGCAUAGUCCACUAAGCCUUUCUGGACAGAGAUGUGGUACCAAUCAGGUCAAAAGGAAAAGAUGCUGCUUAUUUGUAGUUAUUUUGUAAAUUACAACAUUGGUCUCCAAAAUAGGUUUGCCCAUCAGUAUUAACUAUGGGAUACUACUGUGUGUUUCUUUUCUUCUUUUUGGUAAUAGUGAUGAGAAUGCUGGUACAAUUGUUAUAUUUAUUUCUUUCUACCAUGAUUUAUAAUUGUUAAAUUCUUACAUUGUUGAACUGUAGACACCAUAAAAAUCAUUUAAUUUAUGCUGCGUUUUCAAUUUAGUGUAAUUUGUUAUAUGUGAUGUAAAUACAAAUGUGAGGGUUUGGGUUUUUGUUUUUGUUUUGAAAA
Molecule: messenger RNA, 6645 nt
Organism: Pantherophis guttatus
Lineage: Eukaryota; Metazoa; Chordata; Lepidosauria; Squamata; Colubridae
Gene: ZNF217
Product: zinc finger protein 217
Biological process (GO): regulation of DNA-templated transcription
Cellular component (GO): nucleus
Molecular function (GO): RNA polymerase II cis-regulatory region sequence-specific DNA binding; DNA-binding transcription factor activity, RNA polymerase II-specific
Source: RefSeq, a predicted model, not a curated record